AUGCCGGAGUGGUUUGGGCCGGGCGCCUGGGAGAUGAUGGUUGUGGUUGGUGAUGUGGAGGAGAGAAAACUGUUCAUCAAUCCGCGUGUCUAUUCGUCUAUCCAUCAAUUUGUCAGUCUGUCCAUCAAUCUGUGUAUCUGUCUAUCUCUCGGUCCAUUCAUCUAUCUGUCUGUCUGCUUAUCCUACCGUCCCCGUGUCUGUCUGUUAAUUCGUCCGCCCGUUUCCCAGUCCGUCUGUCUGUGUCUCGGUCUAUACAUCCUUUCCUCUGCCUGCCUAUCCAUCUGCACCCCCGUCUGUCCGUUCAUACAUUGGUCUCUCUUGUCUCUCUUACUCUCCUUACCAAAUGUCUCUCUUAUUCUCCUUACCAAAUGUCUUUCUUACUCUCCUUACCAAAUGUCUUUCUUACUCUCUUUACCAAAUGUCUCUCUUACUCUCCUUACCAAAUGUCUCUCUUACUCUCCUUACCAAAUGUCUCUUUUACUCUCCUUAUCAGUGUCUCUCUUACUCUCCCUGCCAAAUGUUUCUCUUACUCUCCUUCCCAAGUGUCUCUCUUGCUCUCCUUACCAAGUGUCUCUCUUGCUCAUUAUAAAUUUAUCUCUUACUCCCUCAAUUAAUCUCUUUUACUCCUCUCUUUAUCAAUAUCUCCCUUACUUCCACACUUUUUCUCUUUAUCAAUCUUAA
Molecule: messenger RNA, 681 nt
Organism: Acanthosepion pharaonis
Lineage: Eukaryota; Metazoa; Mollusca; Cephalopoda; Sepiida; Sepiidae
Source: the annotation of a GenBank genome assembly